Saccharomycodes ludwigii is the source of this 1518-nucleotide messenger RNA. RefSeq lists its product as uncharacterized. The coding region runs from base 1 to 1518 and encodes 505 amino acids. NCBI's taxonomy places the organism in Eukaryota, Fungi, Ascomycota, Saccharomycetes, Saccharomycodales, Saccharomycodaceae. The transcript has 2 exons. Gene Ontology annotation, biological process: fungal-type cell wall organization; (1->6)-beta-D-glucan biosynthetic process. Gene Ontology annotation, cellular component: plasma membrane; endoplasmic reticulum membrane. Gene Ontology annotation, molecular function: glucosidase activity. The record is from RefSeq and is a predicted model, not a curated record.
AUGACCAACAAUAGAGAGAAGAGUAAAAGGAUUUUAACUAGUAGCAGUAGUAAUAAUGAACAUUUGUCCCAACAACAGAAUAUUGCCAGCACCAGUAAUAACAAUGACGCUAGUUCAUUAACUCAAUUAGAGUCACAAAAUCCAUUUUCAGAUGAAAAUGCUUACGAUAGCAGUGGUAGUAAUUUGCCUCCCUCAUCAUCUGACACCCUCAACAACAACAACCACAACAACAAUAAUCUUAGUAGUGAAUCUUUAUUACACAACCAAAAUCUGGCGUUUUUGAACGAUUCCAGUAACAAAAAUAGGAACCCGAACGAAAUGGAAAAUAGCAGACGCAAGCACGAUAACAAUAAAGCUAGAAGUGACAAUUAUUACGAUAAAAAUUAUAAUAAUAGAAAUAUGAUAGAGGAAGGAGAAGAAGAAGAAGAAGAAGAGGAAGAAGAAGAAUUUGCAUUCAAUGACAGGGAUGCUGAUACUCACGAGAACAACACCUAUACAGGAUAUUAUUCUUCGCAACUUUUAUCAAAAAGUAAUAAAAAUUUGAUGGAAAAAGCAAAAACAAAAAAAAAUAGUGUAAUGUCUUUAGAAAACACCGAUUUAUCUUUUUUAUCACGGUAUGAUAGAUAUCCUGCACUAGAAAACAAUGAUAAUAAUAAACAUAUGAAACCAUCGACUGUAUUUACUAGCAUUAUUCAUGGUAAUAAUAAUAAUAAUAAUAAUAAUAAUAAUAGUAGUACUACCAGCCAUAGUAGUUUUUCUUCUCAAUCUGGUACCUUUAAUAAAAAAAAAAAUUUUGCAAGUAAUCAUUACCUGAUGAGUGAGCAAGAUUUUUCUCCAUUUGGUGGAUAUCCAACCAGUAGUUUCCCACUUUUAAUGGAGGAAAAGGAAGAUGAUGAUUAUUUACACAACCCUGAUCCAGAAGAGGAAGCCAGACUAGAUAGACAGAGAUUCUAUUUGGAUUUUAAACAUAUGGAUAGAAGAUCCUUUGGUGGAUUGAUCGGUUCCUUAUUUUUAAUUUGUGGUACCGUGGUAGUUUUCAUUAUUUUACCAAUACUAACCUAUAGUGAUGCUGGGUAUUUCCAGAGAUUUGGCUUUGAAUAUUUAAAUGAUGAUGAGGAUGGAUAUGUUCGUUGGUUUGUUGGUGAGACCCCUACCUGCACGAUAUAUGCAAAAGCUUUACACCCCAAUGGUAACAUUGGUUGGAGAAGAAUAACGAAGGAGCCGAUGUCUAUAAUUUUAAAUUUGGGGAUUUCCAACAACUGGGCGUAUAUUGACUGGCAGAGUAUUUACUUUCCCGUUACCUUGUCUAUUGACUAUGUCAGAAUAUAUCAACCUAACGAUAGCAUCAGUAUUACAUGUGAUCCAGAAGAUUAUCCCACUUAUGAUUAUAUACAAGAUCAUUUGAAUGUUUACACGAAUGUAAACCUAACAAGUUGGGAGGGUGCUGGGUAUACUUUCCCCAAGAAUAUAUUGACUGGUAAUUGUGACAGUUCUAAGUUUUCACUAUUGUCUUCCUGA